Molecule: messenger RNA, 2207 nt
Organism: Vigna unguiculata (cowpea)
Lineage: Eukaryota; Viridiplantae; Streptophyta; Magnoliopsida; Fabales; Fabaceae
Product: Major facilitator superfamily protein
Biological process (GO): transmembrane transport; oligopeptide transport
Cellular component (GO): membrane
Molecular function (GO): transmembrane transporter activity
Source: RefSeq, a predicted model, not a curated record
CCACUAAUUGCCUCAAACCUAAUCCUUCUAAACUUUAUGAAAAAAACCAAGCAAUGAUCUGUCUCAAAUGAAUAGUGGCUUUUGGAUUCUCAUUUGCCUAUAAAUGGGGAACCUCUCACCACAAACCUACUUGUGAGUUUAGAAGAGCAAAGCCUCAUACCUUUCUACCACUUUAAGUCUUUUCUAGUUUCUUCCUUCAGAGAAAAAAAAUGGAGGAAAAAAUGAGUUGGAUUGUUGCAGAAGCUGUGGACUAUAAAGGCUUCCCUGCAGAUAGAUCCAAAACUGGGGGUUGGAUACCUGCAACUCUUAUUUUAGGGAUUGAAAUCGUGGAGAGGCUCUCCACCAUGGGGAUUGCAGUGAACUUGGUAACAUACAUGAUCUCAGUCAUGCAUCUGCCAAGCUCAACUGCAGCUAAUACCGUCACUGACUUCAUGGGGACAUCAUUUCUUCUGUGCUUGCUGGGAGGUUUUCUGGCAGAUUCCUUCCUUGGCAGAUACAAGACAAUUGGAAUCUUCGCUUCGAUACAAACACUGGGAACAGCUACAUUAGCAAUCUCAACAAAACUGCCACAGCUACGUCCACCAUCUUGCCCUGCCAACAGUGACAGUUGCAAACAAGCCAAUGGAUUUCAAAUGGGAAUCUUAUACUUGUCACUGUACCUUAUUGCACUAGGAACUGGUGGCCUAAAAUCUAGUGUUUCAGGAUUUGGCUCCGACCAAUUCGAUGAGAAAGAUGAGAAGGAGAAAUCCCAAAUGGCAUAUUUCUUCAACAGGUUUUUCUUCUUCAUUAGUUUUGGAACUCUGGCAGCCGUCACGGUACUCGUCUACUUGCAAGAUGAAGUGAGUCGCAGUUUGGCGUACGGGAUAUGUUCUGUUUCUAUGAUCGUAGCCAUUGUGGUGUUCUUAUCAGGAACUAAAAGAUACAGGUACAAGAAGAGUUUGGGAAGCCCCAUUGUCCACAUUUUCCAAGUUAUUGUUGCAUCAAUAAAGAAAAGGAAGAUGCAACUCCCAUACAAUGUUGGUUCUUUGUAUGAAGACACUCCUGAAGCUUCAAGAAUAGAGCACACCGACCAGUUCCGUUUCUUGGAGAAAGCAGCCAUUGUGACAGAAGGUGACUUUGAGACAAAUGCAUCUGGUUCUGCACCAAACCCAUGGAAAUUAUGCUCGCUAACAAGGGUAGAGGAGGUGAAAAUGAUGGUGAGACUUUUGCCAGUGUGGGCCACAACCAUCAUAUUUUGGACCACUUACGCACAGAUGAUAACCUUCUCGGUUGAGCAAGCCUCCACCAUGGAAAGAAAUAUGGGGAGUUUCCAAAUCCCUGCAGGCUCUCUCACAGUGUUUUUUGUGGCUGCAAUACUAAUCACUCUAGGUGUUUAUGACCGACUCAUCAUGCCCCUUUGGAAAAAGUGGAAAGGCAAACCAGGUUUCACCGACCUACAAAGGAUUGCGAUUGGCCUCGUACUUUCCAUUUUAGGAAUGGCGGUUGCUUCUGCGUGCGAGAGGAAACGUUUAUCAGUGGCAAAAAGUGUAGGUGGGAACCAUGCAACACUUCCCAUAAGCGUUUUCUUGCUGAUCCCACAGUUCUUCUUGGUGGGUUCUGGUGAAGCAUUCAUAUACACGGGCCAGCUUGAUUUCUUCAUAACACGGUCUCCAAAAGGAAUGAAAACCAUGAGCACGGGUCUGUUUCUCACAACGUUGUCUCUGGGUUUCUUCGUGAGCAGUUUCCUGGUCUCAGUUGUGAAGAAAGUUACCGGGACAAGAGAUGGUCAGGGGUGGCUAGCCGACAACAUAAACAAUGGCAGGCUUGACUUGUUCUAUGGACUACUCACUAUUCUGAGUUUCGUUAAUUUUGUAGCAUUUGCAGUUUGUGCAGUUUGGUUUAAGCCUAAGAAACCUAAACAAGCAGCUAUGCAAAUGGGAGCAAUUAAUGGGUCCACAGCUGAGGAAAAGUGCUGAAGACUAGAGCUUUUAGGAUUUGGUAUUAUAGGCAUUGCUGUUAUCAUGGUUUUGUGGAAUUGUAGAUAAGCCUGUUAUAUGCAUUCAUCCAUCCGAAGAAUAGGUUGAUUUUGGGUUUUUCAUUAAUAAUGUUUGGGUUGGGUUCUAAGUAUGUAUAAGCAUGUAACAUAGUUUCUACUCUUUCAACUCCUUGUUACACUUUUUUACCAAUCAGGCUUUGUUGUCAAUACUAAUAUAUUUGUUGUCUUUCUU